GUCUGCAUUUUGCCUGCAGCUGGAUGCAUGGAUGAGCCCUGUGCCUGCUGAGGAGUGCACACCUGCCCGUCUCUUAAUGGCUCCAGUGUUGGUGAUGGAGAAGCCCCAUCAGAAGGGACUCUGCAUGAUUCUGUGGGUUUCUGUUGCCACUGCUGUGAUUACAGUGUGUGGUAUUCCUGGGGUCUGCAGAGCAGCUGUGGUUGCCAUCAACACUGCAGGUACUUCGGAAGCAGAGAGUGAUUGCUGGAGUAGGAACAAAGGCAAAGAAGCAGAGAUGCCACUGGAACCUGUAGAAGAGCCUGAGUCCUUCAGAGGCCCCACUUUGCAGCUUGCACCAUGUGAUGUCCCUCCAGACAGCCGCUUUGACUGUGCCCCAGAAAGGCUGAUCUCGCAAGAAGAAUGCCAUGCUCGGGGCUGCUGCUAUGCCCCGGUCUUCCCCAAGGGCCCUGCUGUUUCGCAGCCAUGGUGCUUCUUCCCCCCCAGCUAUCCUAGUUACAAGAUGGUGAACUUGACAACCACCAGAACUGGCUAUACUGCCCACUUGAUCCGCGAUGUGCCCACUUUCAUCCCGGACAAUAUCAUGGAUGUGCAGCUGGAUGUGGCCUUUGAAACAGAGGGUAGGCUUCAUUUCACGCUUAAAGAUCCAGCUAAGAAACGUUAUGAGGUUCCUUUAGACACCCCCAAAAUGCAAAACUGGAUAUCCUCAACCCUCUACUCUGUAGAGUUCUCUUCCGAUCCCUUUGGGCUUGUUAUUCUUCGAAAAUCCAGUGGGCAGGUUCUGUUCAAUACCUCAGUGGCUCCCUUGUUCUAUGCAGACCAGUUCCUGCAGAUCUCCACCUCCCUGCCGUCACGUGUCAUCUCUGGACUGGGGGAGCACUUGACCCCGCUCAUCCUUGACGUCAAUUGGACCAAGAUUACCCUGUGGAAUCGGGACAUGGCACCUGCGCCCUCUGCCAAUUUGUAUGGCUCACAUCCCUUCUAUCUAGCAUUGGAAGAUGGUGGCUUGGCCCAUGGAGUCUUUUUGCUGAACAGCAAUGCAAUGGAUGUGAUACUUCAGCCCAGUCCAGCCCUAACAUGGAGGACAACUGGUGGUAUCCUGGACUUCUACAUCUUCCUGGGCCCAGACCCAAAGAGUGUGGUGCGCCAGUAUAUGGAUGUCCUUGGGUACCCAUUCAUGCCGCCAUAUUGGGCCCUAGGCUUCCACCUCUGCCGCUGGGGAUACACUUCCACCUCUGUCACCCGGGAAGUGGUGAAGAACAUGACAGCUGCACAGUUCCCCCUGGAUGCGCAGUGGAAUGACCUGGAUUAUGCAGAUGCCGGGAGAGAUUUUACCUUCAACCGGGAUGGUUUCUGGGAUAUGCCAGAGAUGGUGAACGGUUUCCAUCGUGAUGGUCGGAGGUAUGUCAUGAUUGUGGAUUCCGGGAUCAGCAGUUCCAGUCCCUCUGGCAGUUAUAAACCGUACGAUGAAGGCCUGAAGCGAGGAGUCUUCAUCUUAAAUGCAACAGGGCAGCCUCUGAUUGGGAAGGUUUGGCCUGGCCCCACUGCCUUUCCUGACUUCACCAACCCAGAAACCUGGCAAUGGUGGCACGACAUGAUCAAGGAUUUCCAUGAUCAAGUGCCCUUUGAUGGCAUGUGGAUUGACAUGAAUGAGCCAUCAAAUUUUGUGGAGGGCUCGCUGGAAAACUGUCCCAACAACAAGCUUGAGAAUCCUCCAUAUGUACCAGGUGUGCGGGGCGCAUCUUUGAAGUCACGAACUCUCUGUGCCUCCAGUAAGCAACAGCUGUCCUCCCACUACAACCUGCACAACCUGUAUGGAUUGACUGAAGCCAUGGCAUCACAUGAUGCUUUGGUGAAAGUACGAGGGAAGCGCCCAUUUGUGAUCUCGCGUUCCAGCUUCGCCAGCCACGGGCACUAUGCUGGUCACUGGACUGGGGAUGUCCAGAGCACCUGGGAGCAUUUAUACUACACUAUACCAGCGGUGCUGCUGUUUAACCUGUAUGGCGUGCCGCUGGUUGGUGCUGACGUCUGCGGCUUUGGGGGCAGCACAUCGGAGGAACUGUGCAUACGCUGGACCCAACUGGGCGCCUUCUAUCCCUUCAUGCGAAACCAUAAUGACCGUGGGAAUAAGCCCCAGGAGCCAUACACCUUCAGCCAAGAGGCCCAGCAGGCCAUGAGAAAAGCUCUGCUCCUGCGCUAUUUGCUGCUGCCCUACCUCUACACCCUCUUCCACAAGGCCCACUCUGCAGGAGAGACUGUUGCCCGGCCCCUGUAUCUGGAGUUCCCAGAUGACCCCAAUACAUGGGACAUUGACCGGCAGCUCAUGUGGGGAUCCGGGCUUCUCAUCACCCCUGUGUUAGAGGCAGGGAAGGCCCAUGUCAGUGGCUACUUCCCUCCUGGCACGUGGUACAGCCUGAUAUCCGGCUCCAGCAUACACAGUAAGGGACAGUGGACUCGCCUCUCGGCUCCCCUUGACACCAUCAAUGUCCACGUUCGCGCAGGUCACAUCCUCCCCCUACAGGAACCUGCCUUCACAACCACAGCAUCCCGCAAAAAUGGCAUGACCCUUGUGGUAGCUCUGACAUUGGAUGGGGUGGCCAGAGGCGACCUGUUCUGGGAUGACGGUGACAGUCUGCUGACUUUCGAGAAGGGCGAUUACACACAGAUCUUCUUUCUGGCAACGAACGGUGUGCUGGUGAAUGAGAUCGUGCGACUCAACAGUCAGGUGGAUGGGCUGCUGCUGAAAGAGGUGGUGGCUUUCGGUGUCCCCAGCCCUCCUCAUCUCGUCCUGGCCAAUGGUGUCCCCAUCUCAGAUUUCUCCUACCGCAUUGACACAAAGAUCCUUAAGAUUCCACUCUCUCUACUGAUGGGGGAGCCAUUUGUCAUCAUCUGGUCCUGAGCAAAGAAGGAAAUUCAUCAGUUUCACUGCGCUACAAGGAGGAAUGAAAAACUGUUAAUAGAUGUACUUUAUCCUGUCUGUGCACAGCACUUGAAUUUUUUGGUGAUUCAUCAGAAAAUGUCCUUUUACAAUCAGAACUGCUUCCUGUUUCUGCUGACAUAGUAGAUGGAUAGCCAAUGUCUUCAGGAACUUCCUGUGUUUGGGUGGCUGCUGGAUACCGUAACAAAAUUCGAUGAGGGUUAGUAUGAUUGUGAUGGCCUUUGUAUAUUUUUUCUGAAAGAGUUUUCAUGAAAAGGAAGAUUGGCUGUGGCUUGGUUGUGAUUCAGCCUUCCAGAUGUAGAAGUGACCCUUAGAUUCAGUUGCUCCCAUUGGCUAUAACUAGCCAGAACAAAGCUCCCAAAAGACCAAGGGAAACGGAAGGGGAAAAUCCUGAAUUAGGAGCAGGAGCUCCGCAAGGCCAUCCUGUAGUAUGUUCCAAGACCUAUUUUCCUUUUUCACAUCAUUACUGCAGCAUACAAGGGUCCAGCCAAAACUGUGCAGGUGGUUCAUCUAGUGAAGCUAGGCUUCUGCUUGAAUCAAACUUGGGAUUUGUAUUUUCAGAGACAAAUAUAAUUGCCAACAAUUGAACUUAUUCACAGGGUUGUACUGACCAGGAAAACUGUUGAAGCAUUUUACCCACUUAGUGAGCAGCUCUUAUGAAUGAUGCCUCCACAAGCCUUUCUACCUGUUAGGAUAGAUCCAAGGUAAAAAAUGUAUCAGAAAUGGGAACUCAGGGAAGGCAGGGAGUUUCUUUGCCUAGCUCACAGUGCACUUUUGGUAUCAGUUAAAACAAGAUGUGCAUAUUGUGUUUGCAAUAAAUACUUUUCUUAC
This is a messenger RNA of Varanus komodoensis (Komodo dragon), 3766 nucleotides long. RefSeq names its product alpha glucosidase (gene GAA). Gene Ontology annotation, molecular function: alpha-1,4-glucosidase activity; carbohydrate binding. Gene Ontology annotation, biological process: glycogen catabolic process; lysosome organization. Lineage: Eukaryota; Metazoa; Chordata; Lepidosauria; Squamata; Varanidae. The coding region runs from base 32 to 2896 and encodes 954 amino acids. The transcript has 19 exons. The record is from RefSeq and is a predicted model, not a curated record. Gene Ontology annotation, cellular component: lysosomal membrane.